Molecule: messenger RNA, 838 nt
Organism: Malus domestica (apple)
Lineage: Eukaryota; Viridiplantae; Streptophyta; Magnoliopsida; Rosales; Rosaceae
Source: RefSeq, a predicted model, not a curated record
CUUGUUUUUUAAAAGCAGCACCCCACAUUCCACUUCAUCCCUGUCCUUAUUCCACCCUCCUCUCCCCACCAAAAACAAAUAAAUAAAAACAAAAAAAAAAUGCAUUUUUCAGCUCCAUUUGCUCACUCCAAACAGUGAAUAAAGCAAUCCCACCACUCCCCAGAUCAGAUCUCAGCUUCUCUCCACUCCACCACCACCCAAUGAUUUCUAUCCACUGAAUCAUCCAUCGUGAAUUUUGUACACCACCGACUGAUCGUUUCCCAUGGCGACACUGCAGAAAUUCAAGCUCUUAGCGACUCAAUGUGCCGUCGCCGGAAGCCCAACGCGAAGCCCAUCGGCCAGCCCAGUCAUCCACCUCCGCCGCCGCAAGACGCUAAGAAUGUUCCUCACCCGCCAGGAUCGCCGCCGAUUGCCUCGCCAAACCAAUUCCUCGGAAUCUCCACCCAUUGACGGUGACAAUCGCAACGGUGAUUCGCCGCAGAAGAGCAAGGAGGUCGCUCGGGUUCGGCGCAAGCUGAAGGACCUCUUCGUGUCGUCGCCGCCGUUCGAAGAUAGGAUUUCGGAUAGGAGGAGUGGAGGAAUUGGGGACGAAGGAGAAGGACGAGGGUUGUUAUCGGCAACCGGAAGUGGUGAUGGUGCCGGUGAGAUUCCGACUCAGCGAGGCGCAGGCUUGUCGCUUCGGCCAAUAACGGCGUCGUUUCGAAAUAGGUUACUGAAACGAGCUUGGCGGCCUGUUCUGGUUACCAUCCCCGAGUAGCUCAAUUUUCUGUGAAUGUACGGAUAAUUCCUUUUUUUUUUUUUUUUUUUUUUGGAAAAUAUGAAUUUUUGGUACUCUGGA